GGACAGGGGCUAGGAGCGUUACCAGGGAAACAGCCGUUGGAUUUGUGGCGCCCGUUCAGGUCCAAUAGAAGAAAAUGAAGUUUCCUUGUGGUAUUGCAUGUUAAUGAAAAUCUGCAGAUCCUGCUAUCAAAGUAUGGUCUUCUUAAUGGGCAGCAGAAGUAGGAUCACAAUAAUAGGAACUCAAUGUCUGAGAAGAAAAAGAAUGAAGACAAUGGGACAAGCACUUCACUAAGUAAAGCAAGCAAAGAUACUUCCUAUAAGCUGCAAAACAAAGAUGGUGCCUGGGAUUCUUUGCAAAUGAUGACAAAACCAAAGCAGAACCAACUUACUCUUGUAACUGACUCAGAAGUGGCUUUGGUCAAUGCAUAUCUUGAACAAAGACGAGCGAGGCACCAUUCUGAAUUCAGCUGGGUGAAUCAGACCCAACCUGACAGUGAUCCUACUGAGUGUGAGAGUGAAGUAUCUAACUCGGGAGCCUCCUCUUGGAAGGAGAGUGAAAGUGAACACCACCAAUCACCAGCCAGUAUUAAGAAGAGAAAAAUAGCUCAGAGGCAAAGGAAUAUGGGAGGUUGCCAGAUCAGGGAAAGGCCCUGCCUCCACUGCAAAGCCAUGAGAACCAAUGAAUGGCUGACCCGCCAUUUCCUUCAAAACGCUUCAGUAACAACCUCAAUGAAGGGAGAUAUUCAAGAAGGAAAUUCUGGACCUGGUAGUAGCAUAAAAUUCAGUAAAUUUUGAAUUUUAUCCAGUCCUUACCUUACUUGAAGCCAAAUGAAAGAGAUGAAUAAAACACAAAAAGUCACCAGAGCUCUAGGUGAGGAGGCUUUUACGAUAAAGUCUCUCUACUAACAACAAAAACAUUCUUGGAAUGCAAGAGAUAAAAUCUCAGAUAAUUCUUUGUCCAAAAACAGGCCAGUGAAUUUGUUUAUGGCAACAUUGGAGCAUCAAAGAUCUGCAUCCACAGUGAUUUUUUAUUCAGAAGAGCACAAGACAGAUACUUUAUGCCUUGAGUAUUCCCCAGGGAUAGGUUGAUAAAGAGGUGUUUGGUCUAAAAUGGUCUUUUCCUAGAACUGAGUGGAAAUACUUUGGAUGACUGGACAGCCAAGAGUGUUGGAGCAGUGACCCAGGAUCUGAGGAUGCCUGCUCUACCCCUGAUCACUCUUGAGGAUUUGUGUGGAAGAAGUUAACUACGUGAUGACCAGGCUGUAGCCAUGACAUAAGCUGCCACGAUUCCAAGAAUUGGCCUCAAGGAAAUGGGAACAAACAGACCCUGGAACUGAAGACUAAGUGUACUUGAAACAAUCAAGAUGACACUGGUCAGACCACCUCAUGACCAAUUUCAAGAUGACGGUCAGAGCUGACUGUGCUGUUUCUGCAUGCAGCCCCCUCCCUCCGCCUAUAAAAGCUCUUGCCCCCUGAUUGUUGGAAUAGGCCUUUGGACAGAUGUCUGCCCUUCCCCCCAAUACCCCAACAGUUGUAGGCAUCCAAAAUAAAGCAAACUUUCCUUUCCACAAAGCUGGCCUCUUAUUGGCUUUUGAGCAGUGAGCAGCUGGACCCCACUUUCGGUUACAAGAGGACAGAUGAAAAUUUCCUUGUGUCUGUUGGUUGAUACUUGCUAGGCUGAAUAUAA
Messenger RNA from Physeter macrocephalus (sperm whale), 1627 nucleotides. RefSeq names its product serine rich single-pass membrane protein 1 (gene SSMEM1). The coding region runs from base 184 to 735 and encodes 183 amino acids. NCBI's taxonomy places the organism in Eukaryota, Metazoa, Chordata, Mammalia, Artiodactyla, Physeteridae. The transcript has 7 exons. The record is from RefSeq and is a predicted model, not a curated record.